This is a messenger RNA of Brienomyrus brachyistius, 3416 nucleotides long. RefSeq lists its product as uncharacterized. Lineage: Eukaryota; Metazoa; Chordata; Actinopteri; Osteoglossiformes; Mormyridae. The transcript is spliced from 21 exons. The record is from RefSeq and is a predicted model, not a curated record. The coding region runs from base 156 to 2519 and encodes 787 amino acids.
GUGUAAACUGAAAGUAAAAGCAUAGCCAGAAAAUGGCAUUUCGUGUAAGACGAUAACUGUUUAUAAAUGCGCGUAUAGACUGUAUAGAAAAUAUACAGCAAAAUGUGGCCUUGUCUUGUAUAGAAACAGUUCUUUGUACAAGACUAAAGGUGGCGAUGCAGGUCAAUACUUUCAGCGCUAUUUUGAUCGUGUUGAAGUUCGUCAUUAACUCUGACGGUUUCCUGCUACACGGCUCUGCUGGUCCUCUAACAGCCCGGCUGGGAGGAGCUGUACUGCUGCCCUGCUUUGUGGACAGACCCCUGCCUUUGGAGGAGCUGGAGGUGGACUGGAGAAGGACUGAUUCAGACACCAUCGUGCACCUAUUCCAGGGGGGUCAGAGCAGACCUGAAUCACAGGGAGACGCAUACAGGGGCAGAGCCCACUUCUUCUCUCAGGAAAUCCCCAAAGGCAACUUCUCUCUGCUGCUUGAGGGUGUGAGGACUGCAGAUGCAGGAGUGUACAAGUGUGUGGUUUAUACAGAGCAGGAGAACCAUGAAACACGGGUGGAAAUACAGGAAGCAGAGCGGCUGGUGGUGACGGGUGCAGAUGAGCCUGUCUAUGCACAUGCUGGAGAGGAUGUGACUCUCAGCUGCUCUGUGGACACCCAUGUUAAUGUGACAGAGCUUCAGGUGAAAUGGAUAAAGACAGACGAUGACGGUGACAUCAUGGUGCUUCUGUAUGACGAAAGAGAGAGCAGACCACAGUCUCAGCAUGACAGAUACUCUGGAAGAGCUGAAUUCUUCACUGAGGAAAUUCCCAAAGGAAACUUCUCAAUGAAACUGAGGAAAGUCAGGACUGAAGACAAAGGAGAGUUCAGGUGUGAAGUCCACUCAAAUAAUGAGUCUGCCAGUAGAACUGCCAGGAUAGCAGCACUGGGUUAUUCAUCCCUGCAUUGGCUGAUUCGGGGGCUGUGCAUCGCUGUCACACCUGUAGCCCUACUUACUGGUGCUUUAUCUGUCAGGCAUUUAAGAAGGGAAGAUAAAAGCAAACAGGCUCUGCUGAGUCACUGCUCACAUGUCACAGUUCCACCAAUCAUGGUGUCCGCAGCCUUCAUCCUGUGGGGUGUAACUGAAGGAUCCACAGAAGAGGCUGUUACUGGUCCUGCCAUCAGUCUGCUGUGUAUCUUGGUGCUGUUUUAUAUGGCUCCAUACAGGAAAUUCCUUACAGAAACAUGGCAGAAUAUUAUAAUCCUCACUCUAAGAACUGCAUUUCCCAUCAUUAUGGUCGGUGUCCUAACAGGUUCUCUCAUUGAGUUUUCAGUAAAAUAUUCCCCAACUCCAGCUGAGAAAGCAAUACUUGGAGGCAUUUUUAGUGGAAUUGUAUUUAUGUUCAUCUUUUUUCUUGUGUUCCGAAUUGUCCACUUUGUGGUUUGGACAAAAUAUUCAGAAGAGAAUGAAAAAAGAGAGAAAAUACUUACCUACAUAGCAGGAAUAACUGGAAUUAUAUUCCUGGUCUUCUCAGUUUCAUCCAUAAUUGCUGUCAGUGUUUAUCUGGAAAAAUUUUAUUCUAAUGCAACUUGGAGAGAACAACUUGGAACAUUUUUAACUUUAUUAAUGUUUCCAAUCAUCGUGAUUCUAUUCCCAAUUGGCCUCAGCGUGUAUCGGAUAAUAAACUUCCGAAGGAUGGGAAGAACAGUACGACUUAGAGCCAUUCUUGCAAUCAUGGCUUAUUUCAUGUAUAAUCCAAGACUGUUUAACAUGCUGUUCCUUGCUAUUUAUUCCCAACUUCUUGCCUGGAAUAACAACACAUUUGAAUUAAAAUAUUCAAUUCCGAUUGCAGUGGCUGCUUUUGGAAUCUGUGCCUGCAUCUUUGUCAAGGAUUAUUUAUUGUAUCUUGAAAUAAAGUGUUUGGAGGGAUUUUACUAUUUUGCUCAGAAAAUCCUUCUGGGGAUUUUCUUCCUGCUUCACCUGAUAUUAAGUUUCUUGUAUCUAAGUGUGAUUCUAGAAAAUGACAAAGGAAAACCUGUGAAAAUCUGCGAGUUUGUGUUUGUCUACAUUCUGACUGUAACAUUGCUCUUUCGAUUCUGGCUUCGGGAACAUUUAUUUGUCAAACCCCGUAAAUAUGUAUAUUUCUCAGGGGCUUUUGGUCCUCCUCUCAUGAAUUCUCUCGGCCUGGCUGAAGCACUAAAACUUAAAGCAGAAACAGGAAAACAGCCACUGGAUCUACGGCUGAUUGUCCUGAUUUCUGGGUCUGUCUUCCUCUUUGGCUGGUUUGUUAUAGAGAUGUCUGCUUACUGUUUGGCCAAAAAAGAAAAACUAAAAGAAGAAUUCGCCCAUCUUCAGAGACACCAAGAUCCUGAGCCAGACCAGGGAUCACAUGACAAUGAGGAGAUUGAAGCAUUGUCCCACACUGAUCCCAAUGGACCAAACACAGAGGAGGGAUCACAUGAGAAUCAGGAGGUGGAGGCAUCAUCACCUGCUGAUCACAAUGAACCAAACCCAGAGGAGGUAUUACUGGGGGAGAAGAACACAGAAGUCUGAAGGAUCUCUGGAGUUUAUUUAAUUUUUGUUUUUGCCUGUAGUCAAGCCCUACUGAAUCACCUGGUUAGCUGUGUCAACAGUCCUCAGGUUAUGGGUGCUCUGUUACAAUUCAUUUUGUCUGAAGACUUGGGGGACUUUGCUGGAUAUCAGAUAAAUAUUUCUAGGGCAAUCUGCACAUGCAUAUAGGCAAAUGUUCAUCUGCAGAGAAGCACCCUGGGAAGGUCCUUUAUGUUUUAUAUAUAGUCAGUCACUUGUGGAUUAAGUCAAAUUUGAAGACGGUCUCCCAAGGGCUUUAGGUCACAUAUCAACACAUGCAAAUUCCUGCUUUAUAUGCUCGUAAUAUCAUUGAUUUGCACUAACCAUCAAAAUGUAUUUACUGUAUAUGAUUUUGUUUUUAUAUGCGAGGAACGCGACGCUUAUAGCCAUGGGUGCUAAUGACACGGGAGAGACGCACUUUUCUAACCCAGUUUAUUGUGAUAUCUUUAUGUAUUAUUUAGGUGUUGUUACUGGGGGUGGCACACAGCUAAGUGGGCUAAGCCUGUGUGUUUGUAAUCAGAAGGUCAUCAAUUCAAACCCAUCCUCAGCACAUCUGAGGUCCUUGAGCAAGACCCGUAAUCCCCAGCUCUCUGGGUGCUACAACAGGUGGCUGCCCUUCACAGCCAGCUUACUCUUCCCAAUAAAUAGCAAGUUGGGGGAGGUGUAAAGAGAAUUUCCCCACAGGGAUCAGUCAGUUAUUACGUCUUUCAGAUGUUUCAUUUUCAACAUUUCAUUAAUUACAACAUUGUGGUUUAUUAGUAUUUACUUUAUUACACUUUAUUAGUCUUUUACACAUUAUUACUUUUUUUACACUUUAUUACUCUCUUACACUUUAUUACUCUAUUACACUUUAUUACUCUG